This is a messenger RNA of Macrosiphum euphorbiae (potato aphid), 2631 nucleotides long. The record is from the annotation of a GenBank genome assembly. NCBI's taxonomy places the organism in Eukaryota, Metazoa, Arthropoda, Insecta, Hemiptera, Aphididae.
AUGAAUAGCUCCUCAGAUACAGGAUUUAAUCCAGCAUUUAAUAUUGCAACUAUAAGACAAGUAUUCAAUGAAGCUGUUGAAAAAGUUCGUAUGCCAACUCCCAUGCGACUCAGGGAUUUAAUAAGGCAAAUUAGAGCAGCAAGAACAGCAGCUGAAGAAAGAGCUGUUAUCAAUAAAGAAUGUGCAGAUAUUAGAACAUCUUUUCGAGAUGAAGAUAAUGUCUGGAGAUGUCGAAACAUUGCUAAAUUGUUAUAUAUUCAUAUGCUUGGAUAUCCAGCACAUUUUGGACAGUUGGAAUGUCUAAAGCUAAUAGCUUCACCAAGAUUUACCGAUAAACGAAUAGGUUACUUGGGUGCUAUGUUGUUAUUGGAUGAACGACAAGAUGUGCAUCUCCUUAUCACAAACUGCUUAAAAAAUGACCUAAAUAGUUGCACUCAGUUUGUUGUGGGUUUGGCAUUAUGUACCCUUGGUGCUAUUGCAUCACCAGAAAUGGCUAGGGAUCUUGCCACCGAAGUAGAACGCUUAAUGAAAUCACCUAAUACAUAUAUUCGAAAAAAAGCGGCUUUGUGUGCAUAUAGAAUUGUGCUCAAAGUCCCUGAACUAAUGGAAAUAUUUUUGCCAGCCACUAGAUCAAUGCUUUCAGAAAAAAAUCAUGGCGUACUUAUAACCGGUGUAACAUUAAUAACUGAAAUGUGUGAACGAAGUAUUGAUACCUUACAGCACUUUAAAAAGGUUGUGCCAAACUUAGUAAGAAUCUUAAAAAACCUAAUACUCGCUGGGUAUUCACCUGAACAUGAUGUUUCUGGAGUGAGUGAUCCUUUCUUACAAGUAAAAAUACUGAGAUUGCUUAAAAUACUUGGUAAAAAAGAUCCAGAGGCUUCUGAAACUAUGAAUGAUGUCCUUGCACAAGUAGCCACAACAACUGAAACAAAUAAAAAUGUUGGUAACACAAUUUUAUAUGAGACUGUGUUAUCAAUUAUGGAUAUUAAGUCUGAAUCCGGGCUCAGGGUGCUAGCCAUUAAUAUUUUGGGUAGAUUUUUGUUGAACACAGAUAAAAAUAUCAGAUAUGUUGCUUUGAACACACUUCUAAAAACUAUUCAUUUAGACAUGACUGCAGUUCAAAGACACAGAACUACUAUAAUUGAGUGUCUUAGGCAAGACCCAGACGUAUCUAUAAGAAGACGAGCUCUAGAGUUAAGCAUAGCUUUAAUUAAUUCUCAUAAUGUAUUGACUAUGACUAAAGAGUUACUUGCAUUUUUGGAAACAUCUGAACCUGAAUUCAAAGCUCAGUGCUCUUCUAGCAUUGUGUUAGCAGCUGAAAAAUUUGCACCCAAUACUCGAUGGCAUUUAGAUACUUUAAUAAAAGUUCUUGUUGCAGCUGGUAAUUACGUAAGAGAUGAUGUCGUAUCUAGUACAAUACAAUUAGUUUCUGAAUCUGGUGCUCAACAUGGCGGUUAUAUGGCUUCAAAACUAUGGGUAGAAUUGGAAAAAGACACAAGUGAUAAGCAACCAUUGAUACAAGUGUCAACAUGGACAAUUGGAGAAUUUGGGGACAUGUUAUUACAACAAUCUGAUGAACAUGCUGUAACUGUCAACGAAGAAGACAUAUUAAGAGUAUACCAUAAAUUAAUGUGGAGUCCUCAAAAUAAUAUUAUCACAAAACAGUAUACAUUAAAUUCACUUAUGAAAUUAAGCACCCGUAUCAAAGUUAAUGUAGAUAAAAUCCAUGAAAUGGUAGCAUCAUUUACAACACAUAUGCAUACUGAUUUGCAACAACGUGGAAUUGAAUACAAUCAGCUGUUCAACAGAUAUGACCCAAUGCGGGAAGGUCUAUUAGAAAGAAUGCCUGCUAUGGAGUCAAAUAGAACUCAACAAUCACAAUGGAAUGAAACUAUUGAAAAUAUUCCAUCACCAAAUGAUUUACUUGUCACUGAUGUGACAAAUACUGAGACUACUAGUGAUUCUAAUGCAUUGUUAGUAUUACUAGAGGGUUCAAAUGGGGAUACAGAAUUGAUUUCAAAUCAAAACCCUUCAAUAAUGCCAACCAUGACUACUGAUACUCAAGAUUUGUUGGAUCUCUUAGGUGGUUUAGAUUUAAAUAACCAACCAAUGCAACCAUUGAACAAUCUUCCAUCUGAAAUUAGUUCAACUAAUGGAUUAAUUGAUACUACAAAUCAUAUAUUUGACACAUUGAGUCUAGCAGAAGCGCCAAUUGUUAGUACUACCAAAGUUAAAAGCCCAGGAACUGUGACUGCGUAUGACCAAAACAAUUUAUUAAUAACAUUAUUAGUUGAAAGGGAUCAGAUGAACAUAGAUUCAAACACGGUGAAUAUGACUGCUUACAAUAGUGGUACAUUUACCAUCAAUGAAUUUCUUUUUCAAGCAGCUGUCCCUAAAACUUUCCAAUUACAAAUGUUACCUCCAUCAUCAAAUGUAAUUGAACCGGGUUCAUCUUUGACACAAUUAAUGCGAGUAUCAAAUGUAUCAAAAAGCCAGCUAAGAAUGAGAAUUCGGUUAUCAUAUACUGCCAAUGGUGUAUCAAUUCAAGACCAAACCGAAGUGAAUAAUUUUCCUACCCCACCAGAUACAUUUGGAACAUCAACAUUAGAUCUUUGGUCCGAAAACCAAUGA